AUGCAAUACGACUUAAUUGUAGCUAUCGCGGCGCUUGUGCUCUCCUCAAAGGCGGGCGCCGCCAGAAUUUGCGGGAGCAGCAACGCUACAUCGACCUACCAGUGGCGAUUGAGCGACGCGAGGUACGACAGCGCAGCCCCGAGCGACAACGGCGGCCCCGCGACCUUGGCAGUGAGCAUAGUGCCAACCAAUGGGUCUUAUGGGACGUUCUUCGAAUGUUUUGCAGCAUGGCCAGAUGCGUGGAAGGGGUGGCAAGAUGGCGGAGACAAUAUCAUAUGGAGCGAUUGCAUCUGGGCCGGCAAUGGGUUCAACAUCGACAACACCGUCUCCUUCGCUGUGGAUUGGGCUAAUAAGACGAUGUAUGUCUCGCAUACUUUCGCCUGCUCGGACGCUGAAGGGGCCGAUGGUCUGGCUACAGGAAUACUGCCCCUGAACAUGAAUUGCGCGACGACCGCGGAGGGUAGUGAGACAUGCGCACUGGUUCCCAGCGAUUCGAAGGGUUUCACCACAAAGGGAGGCCCGACUCCACAAGAGCCAGGUAGUGUUUGCCCGGGUACGGCGGAUAGUUAUCAAUCAUGGCAGGUGGAGCAGUGGAAGAGGCAGUACGAAUGGCCCCCGGGCUCGUCAUUGUCCGACCCCCCGAAAGCCGACACGGGUCCGGCUUUUGUCUUGAGGAACAUGAGAACUAGGGAGGCCGAAUCCUUUUCGUGCAGGAACUCCGGAAAAAUCGAAGAUGAGAAGUUCACUGGUACCUGCGUCGCGGCGGACCAGGCGUCGGUGAGCACGGCAGAGUUCGUCUUCGAUAGGAAGCUCGACAUGCUCACUAUCACCCAACACUGGCAGUGCGGCGAAGUCUCGUUGGAUGCUGUCGGCGUAGGCUAUGUCCAAGCAACAUGCGAUCGCCAAAGCGAUUUGCUGACUUGCACCACCGGGCCGAUUUGGAUCGGGACGAAGACUCUGUGA
This is a messenger RNA of Diaporthe amygdali, 963 nucleotides long. RefSeq lists its product as uncharacterized. The transcript has 3 exons. NCBI's taxonomy places the organism in Eukaryota, Fungi, Ascomycota, Sordariomycetes, Diaporthales, Diaporthaceae. The record is from RefSeq and is a predicted model, not a curated record. The coding region runs from base 1 to 963 and encodes 320 amino acids.